CCUUCUUCCAGGCAGAAUGCUCCCCAACAUGGCUGCUGUUGUACAGUAGGGGCUCAGCAGUGUAUCUAUGUAGGAGAAAAACACACAAUUUUAAAAGGAUAUCAAUUACGACCGGAAAUGUACAAGGGCUCUACAUGAAUGCUAUGAGGAGGAUCCCUGUGCUGCACCUGAGCAUCAAUUAAACCUCGAAACAGAAAUCCAAGAGUUCCCUGCUCCCCUCUGCUGGCUCCUACAGGUGUGAGCUUGCCUCCUGUCACACUGGCAGAAGAGGCGGGGCAGGAGGUGUUGCCAGGUGGGGGACCAAGGCUACACCAGCCUGCCUAUUCUAUCUUCCUCCGGUCAGAUCUCAAUCACACCAUUUGCAGCUUCCACAAGCGGCGGGCUGAGAGCCUCCGAGCGGCACUGACGAGGCUCUGCCAGGUGCCGUUGGCUGGUUAAAGAGCAGAGCAUGUUGAGUGGCUGUGGUUGCCAUGGAGCUGCAGGAUAAGAAAAAGGAGGAGGAUGCAGUGCCUCUGGGUCUGUCUACGGGCCAGGCUCUGCUGAAGCUCCAGGAUCAGCUGAGCAGCCUGCUGGAGCAGCACCAGAGGGCGACACGCAGACGGGUCUCUGUACAGGAAAAGUGGGUAAAUAGCUUCCUUUACCAUGGCAACCGUCACUCCUGUCUCCAUUGGCCAGGAGCGGCCCUCACUCUACUGGUGGUGUUGGGACUCCUCUGUUGCUAUGGCAGCCAGCCAAAGGGCAGUUCUGGUAUCGAGCUGGUGAAUGCUGCAGCCCUGCUCCUUCUCUUCCUGCUCAACCUGCUGCUGGUGGGACGUCAGGAGCGGCUGAAGAGGACGGAAAUGGUCCGCCGUCUCAAGGGUAUCAUCACACAGCUUGAGGACUACCUGUCAGGGUGUGUGGGGGAGGUGCGGUGGUCUCCCUCUCUGUACCCUGAUUUGUACACACCCUCCUCCCCGUCGUGGUCCCUGCACUGGACCUACAGAGACUCCCAGCUGGUGAACCUGCCCAUCAGUCUGCUGGUGGAGGGGGACAUCAUCGCUCUGAGGCCGGGCCAGGAGGCGUUUGCUUCCCUCAGAGGCAUUAAGGAUGAUGAGCACAUUGUGUUGGAGCCAGGAGAUCUGUUCCCCCCCUUCUCCCCUCCCCCUUCCCCGCGUUCCACUGAAAAGAGAGGCCCCCAGAGCCCCCAGCAGCACCGCCUCUUCAGGGUGGUCCGGACUCCAGUACUGGACAUAGUCAGUAACAGUUUGGAGUUGGCGUUGGCUCGACCAAUCACAGUGCUGGAUAAUGAGAGGUUCACAGUGCAGUCGGUUAUCACCAAGCAUGUCUGUCCAGUGGUUCUGGUGGCGUUCCUGCUGGUCAACACCGUCCGCUACUUUAUUGAUGCUCCCAGCCUCACCCCCGCCCGAUUCAAUUUCUUUCAAAUUCAGUUGAUGGGUGUCCUGCCCAUCCUGCCCCUGCUCUUCCCCGUCAUGUGGGUGCUGCUGAACGCCUUCGGAGAGGCCAGGGUCCUCGCUGAGUUCAGCAGAGCAUCUCCAGCUGGUCUGCUUGCUAAGUUCUCUGAGGACACUCUAAGCAGCUACACCGAAGUGGUUUCCUCCCAGGAGUUGCUGCGCUGUGUGUGGAGACACCUGCUUGGUGUCCUGAAGGGCGAGUCUCAGACCCUCUGUUACACUUCUAGCCUUCUACACACUCUGGGAUCUGUCACUGUGCUGUGCUGUGUGGAUAAGCAGGGUAUCCUGUCGUGGCCGAACCCCAGCCCAGAGACGGUGCUGUUCUUCAGCGGACGGGUGGAGCCGCCUCACAACAGCCAGGACGAUCUCAGAGACGACCUCUCCGUCAGCUCCUUCUGCCGCAUGGAGACGGACGAUGACAGGGACGAGGCCCAGGAGGCGGAGGCUCUGCUUUGUCUGCCAGCAGAGCCGUCCACUCAGGUAGGGGAGGGGCCUGAGCCCAGCGAGACGUCACAUGACACGGCUCGCUCAUCGGACACAUUCCAGCAGCGGCGCUCCUGCCAGCCUGCACACACUCGCACCAAACAUCACUCGGGGUCCAACGUGAGCUUCAGCCGCGACACUGAGGGAGGGGAGAACGACCCGGGCCAGGACUUUGGUUGCCCGGAGGCGGAGGCUGACGACUUUGUGUGUGACUACCACCUGGAGAUGCUGAGCCUGUCUCAGGACCAGCAGAACCCGACCAGCAUCCAGUUCGACGACCUCUCCUGGCAGUGCCACCUGCCGUCCCUCAAGCCCCUGGGCCUCAACAUCAUGCUGAACCUGUGCAACGCCAGCGUCACGCAGCAGCUCUGCCGCUUCUCCGACCACCUCUCCAACCUGGCCCUGCAGGAGAGCCACGGCUCCGUGCUGCCCGUCUGCGUCCCCUGGGGGCUCUGCGAACUCUCCAGGCUUAUAGGGUUCACUCCUGGUGCGCGGGAGCUUUUCAAACAGGAGAACCACCUGGCCCUGUACCAGCUGCCAUCAGGAGAGAAGAACAAGGAGUUCUCGUCUCGACGGCUCCAUUACUUCACCAAGCGGCAGCCUCCCAUCUCUCACCUCAUCUCCCUGUUUGUACGGGACUCUUCCUCCAAUAACGUCCAGAUGCUGUCACACGGCUCAGCUGACCUCAUCCUCGAGUCCUGCACUGACUUCUGGGAUGGAACUGACAUCUAUCCCCUCUCAGGCUCAGACAGAAAGAAGGUUCUGGACUUCUACCAGCGGGCUUGUCUGUCAGGGUACUGCUCAGCCUUUGCCUACAAACCCAUGCAAGUAUCCCUGUCCAGCCAACUGAAUGGGAAGUGUGUGGAGCUGGCCCCUAGUCCCUGCCUCUUCUCCGGGGUCGAGCUGCCCUCCACCACCCCCAUCAAACACAACUCGUGCAGGAACAGCUGGAGCUCUGACGAGGGUAUAGGUGAAGGGGUGGAGCGGGAGGACUGUGUGCAGGCCCUCAGUGGGCAGAUCUUCAUGGGUAUGGUGUCAUCCCAGUUCCAGGCCCGGCUGGACACUGUCCGGCUCAUCGACUCCCUCGUCACCGCCUGUAUCCGGUUUGUUUACUUCUCCAUGGAAGAUGAGCUCCGCAGCAAGGUGUUUGCAGAGAAGAUGGGUUUGGAGACAGGCUGGAACUGUCACAUCUCUUUGACUCCAAACGGAGAGAGUCCCUGUGAUGGAGCUCCGUCCAGCCCCAUGCAGGGCUCCAUGCAUGAAGAUUCUCGUGAUGAAGCUGAAGGCCCCCUGCUGACAGAGGAGGAAGCCCACUCUGACCUAGCCAGCUUCCAGCCCACAGACAGUGAUGUGCCCAGCUUCCUGGAGGACUGCAACAGGGCCAAGCUACCUCGGGGUAUCCACCAGGUUCGUCCUCACCUGAAGAACAUUGAUAAUGUGCCUCUUUUGGUGCCACUCUUCACUGACUGCACCCCUGACACCAUGUGUGAGAUGAUGAAGAUCAUGCAGGAGAACCGGGAGGUCACAUGCUGUCUGGGAAGCUCCGCCAAUUUCCGCAACAGCCGGCUGUUUCUACAGAGUGACCUCAGCAUCGCCUUGGACCCUCUGUACCCCUCGCAGUGUUCCUGGGAGACGUUUGGAUACGCCACGGGAGGAUUUAGCGACAGAGAUGCUGAAUGCCUGUCUCCUCUGAGGCUCUCCGGACAGCUCAACAGUCUGGGCUGCUCCGUGACCUUCCACCAAGGAGAGAGCGUCAGCAUGGUCAAGCUCAUAGAGCAGGCACGACACACCACCUACGGCAUCCGCAAGUGCUUCCUCUUCCUGCUGCAGUGUCAGCUCAGCCUCGUCAUCCUCCAGUUCUUGGCGUGUCUGGCUCAGCUUCCUCCUCCCUUGAACACCACUGACAUCCUGUGGCUGUCCUGCUUCAGCUGCCCGCUUCUCAGUGUGUCAUUUUUGGGGAAGCCUCCAGACAACUCAGUGAUGACGGUGGCUACAGGGAAGAACUUAGAUGCUAUUCCCAGGAAGACCCAGAACUACUUCCUCGGCUGCUUCCUGCUGAAGUUCGGCCUGACAGUGUGUGCCUACCUGGUGGCCUUCGGCUUCACCCUGCAGGAGUUCUGCCACAGUGGCUGCAACUCAACCUUAGCUGAGAACAGCACCGUCACCUGCCUUCAUAUCCUCACAGCCAGCUCCUCGGUGGGCGCUCCUCACUGGUUCGGGGAGCUGUCAAACGGCCUGCUGCUCACUCAGAAGGUCAUGGCAGGGUUCCUCGUCCUACACACAGUGGUGAUCUCCCUCAGCUACGUCCACCGCUCGCAGCCUCUGUGGAGGAAGAGUCCCUUCAGCAACACCUGGUGGUGUCUCACUGUCCCUGUGGUUCUGCUCAGUCAGUUAGUUCAGGCCACAGUGGAUUACCAGUUAUGGCGUGACCGUGGCAGCCUCCUGACCUUUGACCUGGGGGACAUCCCCCUGCUGGCCUGGCUGCUGGUCUCUCUGUCCCCACUGCUGGUGGUGGUGGUCAACGAGGUGGUGAAGCUGCAUGAGAUACGGGUGCGAGUCCGCUACCAGAAAAGACAGAAGCUCCAGUUUGAAACCAAGCUGGGUAUGAACUCUCCGUUCUGAUGCGUUCCCUGAGAGGAAAUGGUUGCUGUGGAAAUAUUGGCAGCCAUGUAGUUCUGGAAACCGGAGGAAGCAGGGUGCAAAUACUGCAGAACACUUCAGCCAACAGCACUGAGCAAUGAAGUGGAGCAGGUAUCAACCAAAUGCCAUGGUGGGGGCUUUACACACUGACACAAAUGUUUACCCCUGAGGGCAGGGGAAAUCCAAAGGACUCGUUUUCAUUCAAAACAAAAAAAGAGCCAAAAAAAAGGCAAGUAUUUAUUGUCUGGUUUUAGUUUAGGUUUAACGGCAUGAGGAAUGUUUUCUGAAGAGGUUUAUGCUUUCUCACUAUCGCUUCUGUUUUCCAUCUCUGGGAGAAUUGUGCAUGGUUCAUGUGAAGGACUGCCCCCCCGCCCCCAACACAGACUGAUCAGGUCCUCACUCUAUUCACAGGAAAACAAUGAACUGUGUAGCCCUGAAGUGUUCCUUAUUAAAUAAAGUCACCUGACAUUAUUCAAUAGAUAAUCACAUUUUAUUAAAUGUUAUAAAUGGAACAAUCAUUUUAAAAUGACUUCAGAAAAAUUAAACAGAUACAAAAACAUUUCUAUGAUGAAACAAAGAUGAUUCCCAAAGAACCUCUUUCAUUAUUUGGCACAUUUUUGGCUUAUUUAUAUAUUUUACACUAUUUAUUUGUAUGAUUAUCUAUUUCAUACUGCUUUUAUUAUUUAAUACUGAACACUCAAGGUGUUUGUUCACCUGAACCGGGUGUUAGACUACCUCCAAAGAAACUUCCAGGAUUACUUUUGUGAACCAUUCGCCUGUUGAGCCACAUUUAAAUCUUCCCUGAUAACCUGCCAGUCAACGUUCCCUUUUGUUGUUAUUCCGUUUUAAACAAAUGUUCUUUGUUGGUACCAAAUUCCUAAGCUAAACAGAGUCUGGUGUAACAGGAUAAGGGCUGAAGAUUAAGGAUUUAAUUGGCUCGUUUUCUACAUGCAUACCUGCAUUAGAAUAUAUACUGUAAACUCAUCUAACUGCAGAAUGUGCCAGCAUGCUGCUCUGAACACACGCAGCUGGCUGUGCAGUCAUCUGUGAUCGGUGAGCAACUGCUGCAUAAAUAAGGCUGUUUAUUCUGGGAUGCUCAAAUGCCAGAGUCUUGUGAAAGGUGCUUCACAUCAGUCAGUUGCCUUUCUCCACACAGACAGCAGCUCAGCAGUGUUUGUUUGAAAUGAUAGGAAUUUAUUUCAUCUAUUGCCCCAGAUGUAAUAUUUGAUCUGCUGAGCAUCACAUUUUAAGUGUCCCCAUUGAUGUCCUGUGAUCAGUAGUGUGAAGCAGCAGACGUCUGUAUCACUCACGGUCUUUUUCAAUCGGACCAGCCUUCUCUGUGGUGCUGUCAUGAUUUUAAAUAGACACAAUUUUUAAUGUUGCUACUGUAUUUAGUGGGAUGAUACCAUUCAUUCGUAUCACAUUACUUCAGAAAGUCAAUGUCACUCAUAAACAUGUCAUUCUUGUCAGUGCAAGGAAUUGGCCAUCAUCAAAUUUUCAGAACAUGUGUAAUCCUGAUAUUUAUAUCAAUAGUGUGAUAUAAAAUGAUGAUCUAUAAUUUAGGUUAUUUUUACUGAUUUUAUUAAUGUGGGAAUAGCGUCACAUUUCCAUAUUAUGUUACAAUUUUUACUUCAUUUUUAUAAACUUUUAUCGCUCAGCCCAAUCCAAACAAAUCUGCAGUCAAUCAAAUACAGCAGAAUGAUUGACAGAUGUCCUUAGAGAUGUUGGCUUGUUGUUCAGCCUUGAUUCUUGUUUACUUGUACUCUUAAUGUAAAGAUGGCAUCAAACAUGAUGGAGUCCUCUGUAUUUUCAAUAUUCUGUUUUACCCUCUGCUCGCUUUGAUCUCUGUGCCUGUUUUUAGCUGUUCCACUCAUACAAAUGCUCUUUUAAGUUCUACAUUUAAAGUGGGGGUGUAUGUGAAGAGGUACAAGUAAAUGAGUGCAAAAGCACAAUCUGGUUUUACGGCACUACUCGUGAUGACUCGACAAAAAGUCAGCAUGAAACUACUGAACGCAAACAUCACAAUGCAAGAAUUUUCAUGGUUUUAUUUUGUGUUAGCCCUGUAUCAUACUUGUGGACUAUGCUGCAUGAAUAAGAUCCGGUGAAUGCUCUGUCUUGAUCAAUGUACAUGUACUGUGUAGUUCUACUGUUCUGUUUAUAACACGUACUGUUACCAUGCCUCUGGUACAGCUGCAUCAUCACGCACAUGCUACGAACCUCUGUCAGAUUAUUAGGGUGGAGGGCGGGGCGGUGAUGUACUAUAAUAUAGUAGUUCACAAGAUACAUAAAUGUAUAUUUUGUAUUUUUUAAAGUGUCAAUGUUCAGGAAUUUUGAGAAAAUUUGAUUGUGUAUUGAUUAUUUCAUGUUAAUAAAUAUGCUCUUUUA
Molecule: messenger RNA, 6959 nt
Organism: Eleginops maclovinus (Patagonian blennie)
Lineage: Eukaryota; Metazoa; Chordata; Actinopteri; Perciformes; Eleginopidae
Gene: tmem94
Product: transmembrane protein 94
Exons: 32
Coding region: 471-4556 (1361 amino acids)
Source: RefSeq, a predicted model, not a curated record